Messenger RNA from Caenorhabditis sp. 36 PRJEB53466, 797 nucleotides. Lineage: Eukaryota; Metazoa; Nematoda; Chromadorea; Rhabditida; Rhabditidae. The record is from the annotation of a GenBank genome assembly.
AUGCGACAAAUCCUGGUUUUUCUCCGAAUUCUGGUUUGUCUUCACUGCAAAUAUGAUGUUUUGAGUGCAAAACGACCGUAUCUCGUGCCGAUUCGAGCGAUUUGUAUUCAUUAACACUGAAUAAAGGAAAUGGUCGAAUCGCUGCGGCCCUCGAGUUUUAUUUUGAAUUCAGCCCUCUAAAUUUGAUAAGGAAUGUGAUUGCGAACAUUUUAAUUUUUCAGAAAUCCUCGAGAAACAGGGAGAAGAAGACCGAGAGAAGUGCCAAUUACGCGGAAAAGAACACGAGAGCAUCUGUGCGUCGGGCUGGAAGCGCUAAAGCGGAACGGAAGCUGAGCACGGCUGCGGUCGCCGUGGCACUCGGAUCCUACUCCACUAUUCCGACGUCGACCGUGACUAUCCAGGAUCAACCGUCUUAUUACUAUCCGUACGCGGCUGGACUUAUGAUGGGUAAUAAAUGUGUCCCACUCUCGUUUGACAAUAUCCAUUGUGUUACAGAUCCUAGCCAAAUCUAUAACAUUGGCUACUCGACAACUCUCUUCAGACCCGACGUGAGUAUGACGCUGUUCGGAAAUUCAUCGCUUGCCCCAAGACCGGUUGAGUACUUUCCCAUUCUCCCUUCUUCGUCCGAAUUGAACUCUUUCUCCUCUGUCGCUUUUCCCAUAAGCUUUCCUCGAAGGUACUGUUGUUCUCAUACAAUGAUUUGUUUUCAGAAUAUCCAAGUGCACGUGAUGCCGGUGCAGGACGAGGAGACCAAGAAUGCGGUCAUGGACUUGGAAGCCGUUGAUGCGGAGUCAUAA